GGACAUAAAAAGCCAUGGAGCAGUACACCACUGCCACCACAACCACUGGGGAGCAAAUUGUUGUGCAGACAGCUAAUGGACAGAUCCAGCCUCAGGUUCAGGGGCAGCCUUUAAUGGUCCAAGUGAGUGGUGGACAGCUCAUCACAUCAUCAGGACAACCCAUCAUGGUUCAGGCCAUGUCAGGGGGACAGGGACAAACCAUAAUGCAGGUCCCUGUGUCAGGAGCUCAGGGACUACAACAGAUCCAGCUUGUGCAGCCGGGACAGAUCCAGUUACAAGGUGGACAGACACUGCAACUCCAGGGUCAGCAGGGCCAGCCUCAGCAGAUCAUCAUUCAGCAGCCCCAGACAGCCAUCACCGCCGGCCAGAACCAGGGGCAGCAGAUCAGUGUUCAGGGCCAGCAAGUGGCGCAAACUGCUGAUGGGCAGACGAUUGUAUACCAGCCUGUCAACACAGAUGGCACUGUACUUCCACAAGGAAUGAUCACAAUUCCUGCAGCCAGUUUAGCAGGAGCCCAAAUCGUACAAGCAGGGGGCGCUAACACCAAUACCACGAACAGCGGCCAAGGCACUGUGACCGUCACCCUGCCCGUCUCCGGCAACAUGGUGAAUGCAGGUGGAAUGGUCAUGGUAAGGCCCGGAGCUGAGAUGGUGCCUGGAGGAGGUGGUGUUCCCACAAUGCAGCGGAUUCCUCUCCCCGGAGCAGAGAUGUUGGAGGAGGAGCCUCUUUAUGUCAAUGCAAAACAGUAUCACCGUAUCCUGAAGCGGAGACAGGCCCGAGCAAAGCUGGAGGCAGAGGGUAAAAUCCCCAAAGAAAGAAGGAAAUAUCUACAUGAAUCUCGACAUCGUCAUGCUAUGCAGCGCAAGCGAGGAGACGGUGGGCGCUUCUUUUCACCUAAGGAAAAAGAGGAAGCUUUAGGACUUUCACAGGACAUGGGUGCAGGAGAUGAAACGGUCUCUCAAAUGAUCAGAGUUUCGUAGCACAGACACGGACACAAAUUCGCCUCCUUCAGUGACUCCCUUCCCCCGUCCACUGUGUACCUUAUGCCCUAACAUCACAGCCUCACCCACAGACCCCCUUUGAUCCUUACCUGGGCUUCCACUCCACUGGCCAAUUAAGUCCCUGGACUGCUCCCAAGAGUAUGUGGAGGACACGUCCACGCUCAGCUUUGAUGGGUUGGGCAUUUAUUAUUUUUGUUUCUAUUUUGGUUUUGAGUUGUAUUGAGACAAAGACAAGAAGUGGUGAGGGUAAAAGCCAUUUCUGUCAAUUUUGGUGUAAACCAUUUUCUCACAUGUAAAUUGCUUCAUUUAUGGUAAGUGCUGCAGCCUUUCUAAGUGUCUUUUAUGUGACUUUUUCGUCAUUGUGGAUCCACCUGGAUUUAUUAAGGACAGAUCUGUUCUAUAUAUUGCACAGAAACUUUUUCCCCCAGCAUGUAUUCAGCAUAGUGCUUUCAGUGGAUACAUUUUUUACUAACUUGUAGAUAAACAUAUUGUUAAUAGCUAAAAAAAAAAGGCAGGUGUUUUAUCACCUAACACAUACUUUUGUGUACUUGCAAAUUAAGUAGUCAGUCCACAGUGUUUUGCUUUUUUGUAAUGUAACUGUAAUUGUAUAAUGUUUUUUAUAAUUAAAAAAGGCUGGAUAUUCCAUUCAUGAAACAUGGAUUAAAUUUUAUUAAGUGA
This is a messenger RNA of Boleophthalmus pectinirostris (great blue-spotted mudskipper), 1679 nucleotides long. It is a transcript of the gene nfyal, whose product is annotated as nuclear transcription factor Y, alpha, like. The transcript has 8 exons. Gene Ontology annotation, molecular function: RNA polymerase II cis-regulatory region sequence-specific DNA binding; DNA-binding transcription factor activity, RNA polymerase II-specific. Lineage: Eukaryota; Metazoa; Chordata; Actinopteri; Gobiiformes; Gobiidae. Bases 15 to 980 code for a protein of 321 amino acids. Gene Ontology annotation, biological process: regulation of transcription by RNA polymerase II. The record is from RefSeq and is a predicted model, not a curated record. Gene Ontology annotation, cellular component: CCAAT-binding factor complex.